UUGGCCGAGUGGUUAAGGCGUGUGCCUGCUAAGUACAUGGGGUUUCCCCGCGAGAGUUCGAAUCUCUCAGGCGACGAUUUGUUUUUAUCAUGAGUUGGCAUGCAGUAGAGAAUGCAAUCAUCAUCAUCAUCAAAAUCCCCAAUGCUGCAGCAGCUGCUCCUCCUCCUCCUCCUCCAACUGUCCUCCUCCUCAUCAGAUGCAGAUGCAGAUGCUGCAGAGUGCGGCAAGUCACUGAGCGGGCUGGCCCCCUGCCUGCCGUACGUGCAAGGGCAGAGAACCGCCAAAUCCCCCACGCCGGACUGCUGCGCCGCCCUCGAGCAGCUCCUGCGCACCACCACCACCAAAAAGUGCCUCUGCGUCAUCAUCAAAGACCGCAACGACCCCGACUUCGCCGCCCUCAAGGUCAAUGCCUCUCUCGCCAUCUCCCUCCCCCGCGCCUGCAGCCACGUCCCCGCACCUUCACCCACCAACUGCCCUGCACUUCUGGGGCUUCCUCCCAAUUCGCCUGAGGCUCAGAUCUUCUACCAGCUUGCCAACAACAAUAAUACUCGAGCACCAGGAGUCCCCACCCCCACCCCCACCCCCACCCACACUGGUGCGGCGGUCGGAAUCCCCCCAGCCCCAGACGCCGGAGCUCAGAAAAGCGGUGGAGGAGGAAGGGCGGGGACGUCUUUUCACAUCAUGCUCCACCUCCUCCUUUCUGCUCACUUAUAUUAUCUCUCUUAAUUUCUUCUAUGUAAUUAUUAUUAUUGUUGUUAUUAAUCACUCUCUUCUUUUUUGAGAGAUUUGAUUUGACUUGGUUUUGGUUUGUUCCAUUAACAAAUAAAACUACUAUUA
Molecule: messenger RNA, 837 nt
Organism: Andrographis paniculata
Lineage: Eukaryota; Viridiplantae; Streptophyta; Magnoliopsida; Lamiales; Acanthaceae
Product: non-specific lipid transfer protein GPI-anchored 14-like
Exons: 4
Coding region: 112-726 (204 amino acids)
Biological process (GO): lipid transport
Molecular function (GO): lipid binding
Source: RefSeq, a predicted model, not a curated record